Molecule: messenger RNA, 5184 nt
Organism: Chinchilla lanigera (long-tailed chinchilla)
Lineage: Eukaryota; Metazoa; Chordata; Mammalia; Rodentia; Chinchillidae
Gene: Pprc1
Product: peroxisome proliferator-activated receptor gamma, coactivator-related 1
Exons: 14
Coding region: 107-5041 (1644 amino acids)
Biological process (GO): positive regulation of transcription by RNA polymerase II
Cellular component (GO): nucleus
Molecular function (GO): transcription factor binding; RNA binding
Source: RefSeq, a predicted model, not a curated record
GGAUUUGUAGUUCCGUCGUGGCCUUCGGGAGUUGUAGUUCUUUCCCACAAUCUGCCGGGCGAGGCGGCGCCGGCGGACAGAGCAGCCUGGGUGUUCAGGGGCCAAGAUGGCGGCGCGCCGGGGACGGAGAGACAGAAUCGCGCCGCCUGCAAAUGCCGGCUCCGGGCCUGAUCCGGGCGGUGGAGUCCGCGGCAGCGGCUGGGGAAGUCGGAGCCAAGCGUCCUAUGGGACCGUGGGCGCCGUGAGCGGAGGGGAGCAGGCGCUGCUGCGUGAAGAAGGGGAAGACUCUGGCUUUGUCAGUCUGUCUCGCCUGGGCCCAUCUCUGAGAGACAAGGACCUGGAGAUGGAGGAGCUGAUACUGCAGGACGAGACGCUGCUGGGGACCAUGCAGAGCUACAUGGACGCCUCCCUCAUCUCGCUCAUCGAGGAUUUUGGGAGCCUUGGAGAGAGCAGGUUAUCUCUGGAGGACCAGAAUGAAGUAUCGCUGCUCACAGCUCUGACGGAGAUCUUGGACAAUGCAGAUUCUGAGAACCUGUCUCCAUUUGACAGCAUUCCUGACUCGGAGCUACUUGUGUCUCCUCGAGAGGGCUCCUCUCUGCACAAGCUGCUCACUCUUUCUCGAACCCCACCAGAACGUGACUUCAUCACCCCCCUUGACACCUUAGGGCCCGGCACGGGUGGUAGUAAAGUGAGUGGGGUUGAGAUGGCUCUCGCAGAUCCCUCUUGGGAUUUCUCCCCACCUUCCUUCCUGGAGACCUCUUCUCCCAAGGUGCCUAGCUGGAGGUCCUCAAGGUCGAGGCCACGCUGGGGCCAGUCCCCUCCUUCGCAGCAGCGCAGUGACGGUGAAGAAGAGGAAGAGGUGGCUGGCUUCAGCGGCCAGAUGCUUGCUGGGGAGCUUGACAGUUCCUUGAGCGCCAUCCCAGACUUCCCCAUGCACCUGGCCUGCCCACAGGAGGAGGACAAGGCCACAGCAGCAGAGGUGGCCAUGCCAGCAGCUGGUGAUGAGAGCAUCUCCUCUCUGAGUGAGCUGGUGCGGGCCAUGCACCCUUACUGCCUGCCCAACCUCACCCACCUGGCAUCACUCGAGGAUGAGCUUCAGGAACAGCCAGAAGACUUGGCACUGCCUGAGGGUUGUGUGGUGCUGGAGAUUGUGGGCCAGGCGGCCACCGCUGCUGAUGGCCUGCAGAUUCCAGUUGUGGUCCGGCAGGUCCCCACUGGACCCGAGUCUGUGCUCCUAGGUGACCCGCUGCAGCUGCUUAUGCCCACGCUGGAAUCAGAGGCGGAGUCUGCUGUGCCUAAGGUGGCUCCUUGCCCUGAGAAAGAGGAGUUGUUGCUGGAUUCAACUUGCUUAUUGGAUCCCAGAGAGGCCACGGUGUCAGUGGCACCCGGUGGGCCUGAGACCCCACCUCCCAGUGCAGUGCCCGGUUCCCAGAAAGCUCGGAAAGGCAGGAGGAAGAAAAGCAAGGAGCAGGUGGCAGCCGGCGUGGAGGGCUAUGCCAGGAAACUGAGGUCUUCCUCUCGUGGGCAGGCUGCUGUGGCUGCAGAAGUGGUUUCUCAGACUGGCACCUUGAAGAAGCAGCCUCAGGAACAGCUUCAGAGAGAGACUGUGCCUCCCCAGGGGAGGGGGAAGCCUCGGGCUUGGGCUCGGGCCUGGGCAGCUGCCUUGGAGAAGCCUAGCUCUGGAGACCUGGAGGGAAGUGCUGGACAAGGUGGUCUUGCUAAAGAAGGUCCUCUAGACCUCUACUCUAAGCUGGUUGACACGAUCCAUCCCAACCCUGUUCCGACCCAUCUCCCAUUGGUUAACUCUGCUCAAGCUGCUCCCAUGCCAGCUGACGCUAUUGAAGCCAGUCCCAGAGCCGCUGACCCUGCUGUAGCUGACCCUGUACCUGGUGAGCCAGCUUCAGCCAGCUCCGAGCUAGUUGACCCUCUCCCGGCUCACCCAGUGCUGACUGACUCAGUCCUUGCUGACUUGGCAGCAGUUGAUGCCACAGUGGUGGUUCCCAUCUCAGACAACUUGUCACCAGUUGAUACUGUCCUAGCUGACCCAGCGCUAGUUGACUCUGUUCCUAAUGAUGGGGUUCCAGCUGACCCUGUGCUAGUUAAGGCCAGACCAACCGACCCCAGACGUGGUGCAGUGUCAUCAGCCCAAGGGAGUCUAGCUUCCCAGCUCCCCCUUGACUCAGAGACCUUGGACCCCUUAAAGGUUGUCAUCCCUGAAGUCAAGGAGGUUGUAGGUCCUCUGAAGGUGGGAACUGGUACCAGUGCUGCCACCCAGGAAACCAGACCUCGGCCUCUUAGCCUAUCUGAGUACCGGCAACGAAGACAGCAACGGCAGGCAGAGGCAGAAGAGAAAAGUUCCCAGCCCCCAGCUGGGAAGUGGCCCAGCCUCCCAGAGACCCCCACAGGGCUGGCAGACAUCCCUUGUCUUGUCAUCCCACCAGCCCCAGCCAAGAAGACGGCCUUGCAGAGGAUCCCUGAAGCUCCUCUGGAGGCUGGCUUUGUGCCUGCAGGUCCCAGCCCUGCUUCUCCUAGUCCUGAGCCUGCAGGCAGACCUGUGGGUUCAGCUCCCACCCAGCAGGUGCCACCCGAAGAGGUGCCACUGCCAGCGGGACCUUCCCUUCCUAUUGUGCAGUCUGUGUCUCCUGCUGGGCCCGUUCCUCCCACAGUGGCCACUCCUUUGCCUUUCCCCUCAAGUGGCCUGGGCAUGCCCCCUAUGCUGCCCCUUCCUUCAAGUGGGCAAGGGGUCCCCAGUCUUCCCCCACCUCCCUUGCACCCUCCUGGCCUUCCAGUGUCCGUGGGGCCUGUGCCACCUGAUCCCUAUACUCGCUAUGCCCAUGUGCCACCCUGGCCUUGUUAUCCCCCUGUGUCCCCUUCGGGGUACCCUUGCCUGCCUCCCCCUCCCGUGGUGCCCCUAGUGUCUGGUACUCCUGGCGCCUAUGCUGUGCCCCCCACUUGUAAUGUGCCUUGGGUUCCCCCUCCUGCCCCAGUCUCACCCUACAGCUCCAGCUGUACCUUUGGGCCUAUGGGAUGGGGCCCAGGCCCACAGCACCCUCCAUUCUGGCCCGCUGUUCCCCUGCCUCCUUUAGCUCCAGCCUCUGUUGGGAGAGAUGUUCCCCCAUCCACGGUGGAGCCCAGUGUCAUUCCAACUGGCUCUCCAGAAAGUGUACUUCCUGUGCCUGUGGCUCCCUCCCUCAGUCUCGGGCCAGCUGGCCUCAGAGCGCCACAGAUAGAGGCCACCAAGGUCGAAGUCAAGUCAGUGCCUGCGUCUCCCCGAGUGAAACACAAGGUGUCCGUGGUGCAAAGCCCCAGGACCAAGGCCCCGCCAAGUCUGUGUGCCGAAGGUGUGUCCGUGGAGGAGCCUGCAUCAGAGGUGUUAAAGCCCGAGACCCAGGAGAUGAAGCCCAAGGAGAAACCUCUCUGUCCUGCUGUCAGGGCUGUUCCUCAGCUGCCUACUGUGCACCCAGCCCGCCUAAGGAAGCUGUCCUUUCUGCCCGCCCCACAUACGCAGGGUCCUGAGGAUGUAGUGCAGGCUUUCAUCAGUGAGAUCGGAAUUGAGGCAUCAGACUUAUCCAGUCUGCUGGAGCAGUUUGAGAAAUCAGAAGCCAAAAAGGAAUGUCCGCCCCCAGCUCCUGCUGACAGCUCGGCUGUAGUAGGAAACUCAGGCGUUGACACUCCCCAGGAGAAGAGGCCCCUAGACCGGUUACAAGCCCCAGAGCUGGCCAACGUGGCAGGCCUCACCCCUCCAGCCACCCCUCCCCACCAGUUAUGGAAGCCCCUGGCUGCUGUUUCACUGCUGGCCAAAGCCAGAUCUCCUAAGUCCACCGCCCAGGAGGGAACCCUGAAGCCUGAAGGAGUUACAGAGGCCAAACAUCCAGCUGCAGCCUGUCUCCAAGAAGGGGUCCACGGCCCUAGUCCAGUCCAUGUGGGCUCAGGGGACCAUGACUAUUGUGUUCGGAGCAGGACACCCCCCAAAAAGAUGCCUGCCCUAGUCAUCCCAGAGGUGGGCUCCCGAUGGAACGUCAAACGCCAUCAGGAUAUCACCAUCAAACCCGUCUUAUCCCUGGGCCCAGCCGCUCCCCUUCUCCCAUGCACUGCUGCCGCCCAGGAACCACUUGAUCACAGGACUAGCAAUGCGCAGGUGCCUCCUCCCCCAACUCCUUGCCUUGCCCCGUCUGCCUUGCUGUCUCCUGAGGCCUCACCCUGCCGGAAUGACACGAACACUAGGACUCCCCCCGAGCCCUCAGCCAAGCAGCGAUCCAUGCGCUGUUACCGAAAAGCCUGCAGGUCAGCCAGCCCCCCAAGUAGGGGCUGGCAGGGCCGUCGUGGCCACAGCAGCCGGUCUGUCAGCUCUGGGUCCAACCAGACCAGUGAAGCAUCUUCCUCAUCCUCAUCGUCGUCUUCCUCAUCCCGGUCCAGGUCCCGGUCCCUCUCCCCCCCACACAAGAGGUGGCGAAGGUCCAGCUGCAGUUCCUCUGGACGUUCCCGAAGAUGCUCUUCCUCUUCAUCAUCAUCCUCGUCUUCCUCGUCCUCCUCAUCCAGUUCCCGAAGCCGUUCUCGCUCCCCAUCCCCCCGCCGGAGAAGUGACAGGAGGCGGCGGUACAGCUCAUAUCGUGCACACGACCAUUACCAAAGGCAGAGAGUGCUGCAGAAGGAGCGUGCAAUAGAAGAGAGAAGGGUGGUCUUUAUUGGGAAGAUACCUGGCCGAAUGACUCGGUCAGAGUUGAAACAGAGGUUCUCUGUUUUUGGAGAGAUUGAGGAAUGCACCAUCCACUUCCGUGUCCAAGGUGACAACUAUGGUUUCGUCACUUACCGCUAUGCUGAGGAGGCAUUUGCAGCCAUCGAGAGUGGCCACAAGCUGCGGCAGGCAGACGAGCAGCCGUUUGAUCUCUGCUUUGGGGGCCGCAGGCAGUUCUGCAAGAGGAGCUAUUCUGAUCUCGACUCCAACCGGGAAGACUUUGACCCUGCUCCUGUAAAGAGCAAAUUUGACUCUCUUGACUUUGACACAUUGUUGAAACAGGCCCAGAAGAACCUCAGGAGGUAACCCUGGGCUCUUCCCCCCUCCCUUUUUCUUUGGAGGUGUCCAGCCUCCUGUGUCCCCCUCCCCCACUCUGGGGAGAGAGCUGCUAGUGAGAUGACUGUUUUAUAAAGAAAUGGAAAAAAGUGAAAUAAAAAUGUUAAAUCAGA